Messenger RNA from Eupeodes corollae, 795 nucleotides. RefSeq names its product thymidylate kinase. Gene Ontology annotation, molecular function: ATP binding; dTMP kinase activity. The coding region runs from base 48 to 761 and encodes 237 amino acids. NCBI's taxonomy places the organism in Eukaryota, Metazoa, Arthropoda, Insecta, Diptera, Syrphidae. Gene Ontology annotation, cellular component: mitochondrion; nucleus; cytoplasm. Gene Ontology annotation, biological process: dTDP biosynthetic process; dTTP biosynthetic process; dUDP biosynthetic process. The transcript has 4 exons. The record is from RefSeq and is a predicted model, not a curated record.
CAACAAAAUGAAAAUGACAAUUGAGUUGUUUAUUAUUGUAAAAACUUAUGUUUUCGCGGGAAGUUCUUAGAAAGUAUUUAAUAAAAAGUAGAAUAAUUUAUAAUAUCAAUAUGUCGCUAUCAAAUGGUUCAACAAAACGUGGUGCUCUCAUAGUUUUUGAAGGGUGCGACCGAUCUGGGAAAUCAACUCAAAGUUCCAUGCUUGAAACAUACUUAAAAUCGCAGAAUGUUCCCGUUAAACGUAUGGCAUUCCCUGACAGACAGUCAGUCAGUGGCAAGUUGAUCAAUGAUUAUUUAACAAACAAACAAGAAAUGCCCGAUGAGAGUAUUCACCUGCUGUUUGCCAUCAACCGUUGGGAAAUUCAAAACGAAAUGAAACAACUUCUUAACUCUGGAACCACUUUGGUCGUUGAUAGGUAUUCAUACUCCGGAGUUGCCUAUAGCACUGCCAAGGGUCUAAGCUUCGAUUGGUGUCAAGCUCCAGAAAAAGGACUUAUUCAACCGGAUAUAGUUUUCUAUUUGAAAGCUGAUAUUGACGCUUUAACUAGUAGGAGCAAUUUUGGGGAGGAAAGAUACGAAAAGAAGGAAUUCCAGAAAAGUGUAUCGAACGUAUUUAACCAAAUCUAUGAAGCAGAAAAAAGUUACUGGACGGAAGUGAGUGCCCAGCAGGAUGCUAAUAGUAUACAUGACCUGGUAUCAAAAGAAUCUGAAAACCUGAUAGCUGAAGUUGGCAAUAAGCCAUUGAAACUACUGUGGAAGUGAUGUCUGAAGUAUAUAUAAAUAUUGAAAUAGUCUG